Molecule: messenger RNA, 1219 nt
Organism: Hordeum vulgare subsp. vulgare (domesticated barley)
Lineage: Eukaryota; Viridiplantae; Streptophyta; Magnoliopsida; Poales; Poaceae
Product: salicylic acid-binding protein 2-like
Exons: 3
Coding region: 120-1007 (295 amino acids)
Biological process (GO): salicylic acid metabolic process; jasmonic acid metabolic process
Molecular function (GO): methyl indole-3-acetate esterase activity; methyl jasmonate esterase activity; methyl salicylate esterase activity
Source: RefSeq, a predicted model, not a curated record
UUGGUUUUAGCAGCCCUCCAAAGCCCGCACCAACUGAACAUGUUGACCUCGCAUACAUAAUUAUAUUCAAGUUUAUCCUCGGUAGCUAAUAAACUCCUUCCACGCGAUUCUUCCGAUCGAUGCCACUUUCACUUUGUCGCGCCAGUUGUGUAAACAUCGGAGCGACAAGCGCGAGGAAAAGCAGUCACAAAACCCGACGCAUGCGCAUGGAGGCUCCGGCGGACCAAGCGAGCGGCAAGCACAUCGUUCUGGUGCACGGCGCAUGCAUCGGCGGCUGGGCCUGGUUCAAGGUGGCGACGCGGCUCAGGGACGCCGGGCACCGCGUCAGCACGCCUGACCUCGCGGCGUCGGGCGUCGACCCAAGGCCGCUGUGCGAGGUGCCGACGUUCUUCGACUACACCAAGCCGCUGCUGGACCUCCUGGAGUCCCUCCCGCCCGGGGAGAAGGUGGUGCUCGUCGGCCACAGCCUCGGCGGCGUGAACAUCGCCCUCGCCUGCGAGCUGUUCCCGGAGAAGGUCGCCGCUGCCGUGUUCCUCUCCGCCUUCAUGCCGGACCACAGGUCGCCGCCGUCCUACGUGCUUGAAAAGUUCGUGGAGGGUGGAACGCUUGACUGGAUGGACACGGAGUUUAAGCCUCAAGAUCCUGAGGGCAAGCUUCCUACUGCCAUGCAGUUCGGCCCGCUGGUCACGCGAGCAAAGUUCUUGCAGCUGUGCUCGCCGGAGGACCUCACGCUGGCAAGAUCCCUGAUGAGGGUCGGUUCGAUGUUCGUUGAGGAUCUGAGGCUGCAGCCACCAUACACCGAGGCUCGCUACGGGUCGGUGCGCAAGGUGUUCAUCGUCCUCAAGGACGACAACGCCAUCGUCGAGGGGUUCCAGCGGUGGAUGGUGCAGAACUACCCCGUGGACGAGGUCAAGGAAAUCGACGGCGCGGACCACAUGGCCUUGUUCUCGACGCCGGCCGAGCUAGCGCACUGCCUCUCCGACAUCGCUGUCAAGUAUGCUCCUUGACGAUGGUUGUUUGCUGCCGAGCUAGCGGACCGCAGGUUGUUUGCUGGCCUGUCCGUCUCCCUAUCGACAGUACUGCUGACUGCUCUAGUUAUCGGACCGGGUGGUGUUGUGUCCCUUUCAUUAUGAUUCCAAGAAAAUCGUUUGUUGUUGAUGGUUCUGAGAUGUUUCUAAGACUUGUAUCGCACUAAAUUUCAGACACGUGAUGUUCCAAA